AUGGGCGUUCUGGGGCGCCGGCAGCGCGCAGACUCGCAAGCCUCCCACCCUCCACCAAUAUCAAAUGACAAUGUUGCUCCCGACACAAUCGAUACCCUCACUGGGCCUAGUUGCUUUACUCGCGUUCCGGAGCCGGAACCCCAAGUACCUGGAGGGACAGGGACGAGUUACAGGACACCGAGCCGGUCAUUUUAUCACCGCUCUUUUCAUAAUGCUUCCGACCCGGCUCACUACUCCUCUCACGGGCUUCGAGAACAGACUGCGGAGCUGGCUUCCCUUGCUUUGACCCGGGAACCGAGGGCUCUACCACAAGCUAUGGAGAUAUUUCGACCUGUGGAUGGAUCCGCCGAGUCGGUUGCGCCGUUGUCGCUGUCAGGGCCAGAUAGGACGCAGGAGAUGGGACAUACGCCGACGGUCCAUUCUGGGGGCUCGUCGGUUUUGACGGCUCUGAUCCGUGAUCCGUCCUCGAGUGUCAGCAGAGAAGGCCAAGAGAGAACCGGGGACCGAAACGAGGAGGGUGAGCGUGCCCAUGCAGUUGGGCCGUCUGCUCCGGGCAAUGCCGAUGAAGAAGAGGACACGAGCACGGAGUGGACAUCUUUGCUGGCCAAGACGCCUUCGAGACCAUCUAGGAACUACGGGGGAGCGGGUGACGUUGAGAGUCAAGUGUAUGCUCCAAAGGAGACUCAAAGGACUCUUCCGAGUGCUCUUACGACAGUAUCGACGUGCUUCCAGGUACUUGCUCAUCCGAAAUCGUGGGAUCGCCGAACGGUAUGGAGGCAAGGCGUUGUCCGUCCGUUCAGUCUGCUGCCCUCGGUAUUUCUUGGUCUACUCCUUAACAUCCUGGAUGCUCUCUCAUACGGGAUGAUCCUCUUUCCGUUGGGCGAGCCGAUCUUCUCUCAUCUAGGAUCAGAUGGUAUAUCGAUGUUCUACGUGAGUACGAUCAUUGCUCAGCUUGUCUUCUCCUGCGGGGGCUCGAUAUUUCGCGGGGGAAUAGGAAGCGAGAUGAUUGAGGUCGUCCCAUUCUUCCACCAGAUGGCGUUUACAAUACUAAACCGCGUUGGGCAAGAUAAUCCGAAAUCGGUGAUAGCCACCACGAUCCUAGCAUUCUCGGUCAGCUCCGUCCUUACAGGCCUGGUAUUUUUCCUCAUGGGGACGUGCAAGAUAGGCUCGCUUAUUGGGUUCUUCCCCCGGCAUAUCCUUAUCGGAUGCAUUGGGGGUGUAGGCUUCUUCCUUAUUCUGACUGGUCUCGAAGUCUCAGCUCGAUUGCCUGGGUCUUUUGAGUUUGAUAUACCUACCAUGCAGAAGCUUUUUAACCUGGCUGCACUGGCCCUCUGGGUAACGCCGCUGUUGCUCGCGAUUGGUCUUCUUGUCCUCAAGCGUUUCGUCAGAUCUAACUAUCUAGUUGGUGCUUAUUUCAUUGUCGUCGCCUUAUGUUUCUAUAUCGUCAAGUUCAUUGCGCAUAUUCCCAUGGAUUCUUUGCGAAACAGCGGCUGGGUGUUUGAUGCCCCCUCAUCAUCAAAUCCCUGGUACCACUUUUAUACCCUCUAUGACUUCUCAGCUGUCCACUGGCCCGCGUUUGUCGACACCAUCCCAGCAAUGUUUGCGCUCACAUUUUUCGGAAUUCUGCAUGUUCCAAUCAACGUGCCGGCGCUGGGGAUCUCCACCGGCGAAGAUAACCUGAAUGUCGAUAGGGAGUUGAUAGCUCACGGUGUGACAAAUGCUCUUUCAGGGUUUGCCGGUAGUAUCCAGAAUUACCUCGUAUAUACCAACAGCUUGCUUUUCAUCGACAGUGGUGGAAACUCCCGCUUAGCUGGCGUUAUGCUUGCAGGAGCUACUGCGGGAAUUAUGCUGGUUGGACCUGUGAUAGUGGGGUUCAUCCCUGUAAUGGUCGUAGGGGCUUUGAUUUUCCUACUGGGGAUUGAAUUGAUGGAAGAGGCGCUGGUCGAUACAUGGGGGAAGUUACAUCGACACGAGUAUUUGACGGUUGUCAUUAUUGUUGCGACUAUGGGCGUUUGGGAUUUCGUUGCGGGUAUUUUGGUAGGCAUUAUUCUGGCGUGUUUGAGCUUCGUUGUUCAAACAUCGCGCAAAUCUGCCAUUCGUGCCACGUACUCGGGCAAAGUUGCUGGGUCCACAGUUCGUCGGCCCCCGAUCCAACAGCGAUAUCUGAAAGAGGCUGGGCAGCAGACCUUGAUCCUCAAGCUCGGUGGUUAUCUCUUUUUCGGAACGAUUGUGGAUGUGGAGAACACGAUGCGAGGACUGAUUGAAGAUGAAGCAUUCAGUAGACUUCCAAUCAGGUUCAUCAUAUUGGACCUUUGUCGGGUAUAUGGCGUUGACUUCUCAGCGGCGGAGGCGUUUACGCGUAUCAAUCGAAUCCUGAAGAAGAGGAACGUGCGGAUGAUGAUCUCCGGGCUCGAUGUGGGGGGCGAUGUCGGAAAGAGCCUCCAGAAUGUGGGACUGUUCGAGCCAGAGCUCACUGUGCGGAUAUUCGAGGACUUGAAUUCGGCCCUGGAGUACUGCGAGAAUGAGUACCUCAAUGUCUUUUACAGCCAUCGAGAAGCAUUGCUGAGGAGGAAGGCCGCUCCUCAGAACCUCGAGGUUCCAGCAAUCCAGCACCGUUCUCAGUCAGCCGAGGGCUUUGUAGGCUCCCCACGCCAUCAAUAUCUCCAGCGCGCAGCCACAACGACACUCAGCGAAGACGAAAGCGCGAUCCUGCCCCCAGCAGCAUGGUCGGCGAUGCGCCAACCCCUCCCUCUCCUCCUUCAGACCUUCCAAGGCCUAACCUCGCGCAACGAAGAUUUCUGGUUCGCUGCGUGCCCAUACUUCGUCCGCACGACCUACGCAAUGGGUACAACCCUAUUUCGAGAAGGCGACGUCCCCAACGCAUUCUAUCUUCUCGAGUCUGGAAUGCUGCGCGCAGAGUACGAUCUCCCGCAGGGCCGAUACUUUGAGCUCAUUGUCGCCGGACGGCCGUGCGGCGAGCUGCCAUUCUUCAGCGAGACGCGGCGGACGGCGACGGUGAAGGCAGAGCAGGAUUGCGUGACGUGGAGCCUUGAUGCAGAGAAUUGGAAGGCCCUGAAAGAGGAGGAGCCGGAUAUCGCGCGCGAGUUGCUGACGGUCAGUCUAAAGCUGACGACGGAGCGGAUGGAUAGUAUUACUUCGUGA
Messenger RNA from Aspergillus nidulans FGSC A4, 3162 nucleotides. Its product is annotated as sulfate transporter family protein. Gene Ontology annotation, molecular function: arginine binding; basic amino acid transmembrane transporter activity. The transcript is spliced from 5 exons. The coding region runs from base 1 to 3162 and encodes 1053 amino acids. Gene Ontology annotation, biological process: basic amino acid transmembrane import into vacuole. NCBI's taxonomy places the organism in Eukaryota, Fungi, Ascomycota, Eurotiomycetes, Eurotiales, Aspergillaceae. Gene Ontology annotation, cellular component: fungal-type vacuole membrane; membrane; vacuolar membrane. The record is from RefSeq and is a predicted model, not a curated record.